UUGAGGGCAGUCUGGGCGGGAGACGAGUUGAGAAGCAACUCUUCCGUGUAUUCUUCACUUCUUUCAACGAGAGCAGCUGAGUGAAGUAUUACAGAAUGGGAAACUUGUGGAGCGGGGGGGAUAAAGAUCCAGAGACAUCCCAGCGUGCUGAUCCUCCGAGGGGAGCAGUCAUCGCCCAGAAUGGAGGGGUUUUCAACCAACCUCAGUUUAGUGGUGUUACCGUCGGAGGGAAUCUAACGGUCCAAGUCACGCAGGGUCCAGGUGCGGCAGGUGCACCGAGGAGUGUCCCAGCAGAGGACUGCGUCCCCGCUGACGACGGCGCCCCCGCUGACGACGGUGUCCCCGCUGAUAAGAAACUGUUCUCAGUUCGGACACAGUUUGUAGAAAGAGUGUCUAAUGCUGUUCUGGACCAGCUUCUGGAUAAAGUGCUUGAGCAUGAGAUCAUAAAUGAUGGUGAAAUGCAGUCAAUGAACAUUAAAGCCAAAGCAGACAAAGCACGAGACCUGAUCGACACGGUGCGGAAGAAAGGAACUAAAGCCAGCUCGGUUCUGAUCACCGCUCUCCGUGAGGCCGAUCCGUGUCUUUCCAGAGAGCUGAAACUACGCUGAAGAAAAGGCAGGAAACUGUGGAGUGUAGUGAUCAAUCUCUAAAAUAACUUUCUAUUAAAUGUACUUAUCAGACCGUCCUCACCCUGAAAACAACCGCAUAGGUCGAUUGUGCAAGCAGAUUAUAACGAUUCAUAUUUACAUUUGUUUGAAGUUAGGUGAUGAAUAAAAUCGCCAAACUCUGUCAGGAGGCGGGUUCAGAUGAGUCAAACAAACACAGGACUUUCUCCCAGGAGACCAGGGUUCAUGUUAUGUUUGAAACCAACAGUCACUAAAAUAUAAAAAUUUAAAUAAUUAGCGUUGGGUAUCGUUUUUUCUUUUCUUUCAAUACCGGUGCUAAAACGAUACUUACUACUAUGGCUUAAUAGUUUCAAAUGUCGUUUUUCUGAUGGCAGCUGCACACUGCUUAACACCCCGCUGUUAGAAUCCUCUCCAGUGAAAUACAGCCACACUUUAGCUGUCAGCAU
Perca flavescens (yellow perch) is the source of this 1072-nucleotide messenger RNA. RefSeq names its product caspase-1. Gene Ontology annotation, biological process: proteolysis; regulation of inflammatory response; regulation of apoptotic process. NCBI's taxonomy places the organism in Eukaryota, Metazoa, Chordata, Actinopteri, Perciformes, Percidae. Gene Ontology annotation, cellular component: AIM2 inflammasome complex; NLRP3 inflammasome complex; IPAF inflammasome complex. Gene Ontology annotation, molecular function: cysteine-type endopeptidase activity. The transcript is spliced from 3 exons. Bases 96 to 608 code for a protein of 170 amino acids. The record is from RefSeq and is a predicted model, not a curated record.